Daucus carota subsp. sativus is the source of this 838-nucleotide messenger RNA. Its product is annotated as casparian strip membrane protein 3. Bases 81 to 716 code for a protein of 211 amino acids. The transcript is spliced from 3 exons. The record is from RefSeq and is a predicted model, not a curated record. Lineage: Eukaryota; Viridiplantae; Streptophyta; Magnoliopsida; Apiales; Apiaceae.
ACAAGGUUGCUCACCCUAACAAGGCCUUAACAGGAUCAUAUAUUAUUCCGGGAACAAUUAGGUAUAAAUCUCAGUGUCAAAUGGAUUCUUCACAAAAGAGUGGCGAAAUGGCCAUCAACAUCACAGAAUCGAAGUCUACCAAAGGGAAAGCUGCUGCUGUUGCUCCGGCCACCAUCAUAGCGACAACAAAAGGCGCAGAAAAUCCGAAAGGUGGAUGGAAAAGAGGGGUGGGAGUAUUUGACUUUAUACUGAGAAUUUGUGCAAUUGGAGCAGCUUUAGCUGCUACUGCAACAAUGGGAACUACUGAUCAGACUCUCCCUUUCUUCACUCAGUUCCUUCAGUUCCAAGCUAGCUAUGAUGAUCUCCCAGCUUUCACGUAUUUCGUGAUUGCCAAUGGGAUAGCGAGUGCUUAUCUUGUCCUCUCCCUGCCAUUCUCCGUUGUUUGCAUUGUUCGUCCACAUAUAGUUGGAGCAAGGCUUCUCCUUCUCAUCUUAGACACUGUGAUGAUAGCUCUGACAACAUCUGGAGCUGCUGGGGCGGCCUCUAUUGUAUAUUUGGCGCAUAAUGGGAAUCCAAACACGAACUGGAAUGCAAUUUGUCAGCAGUUUAAUGACUUUUGCCAGAGGGUGAGCGGAGCAGUGGUGGCAUCCUUCAUCACAGCUUUCAUCUUCAUGUUUCUUGUUGUCUUGUCUGCGGUGGCUCUAAGGAGAAACUAGUGUAAUAUGUUCUAUUGUGCUAUCAUUCGUUACAUUUCUCUCUGUUUCAGCGUCCUUGUUUUUUCAAAUUACAGUUGAAAAUGCAAAAUUUGUAAUUGGUUUGGUGCUUGGUUUGUGUUCAA